UGUCCCUCUCCGUACCUGGAGAGAAUCUUCCCUUCCAUCCACUGCCCCACCCCAUGGGCUCCUCGCACCUUCCUUCCUUCCCUCUUCAUCCUUGCAAAUGCUGACGAGGAGAAGAAUAUCAGUGACCACGUAUGUGCCCAGCACAUACUAAGGGCCACACAAUUGGCAGCAUUUCCAUAAUGGCAUGCCCUCCUCACAGUGAACUCUGUGCGGCAGGUAACUUGUCUUUGAUUGAAGUGCGGGGACUGAGGAUCAGAGAGGCUGAGUGACUUUCCCAGAGUCCCACAGCUAGUAGCAGGAAGAGAUGGGGCUUGAAGCCAGGCCAGUUUGCCCAACUCGUGGAACACAGGCCUCGGGAUCUUGCCCGGAUCCCCAACUCCCCUGCCCUGUGUCUUGCUGCCACAUCCAGGAGGCACGAUGCCAAGUCUGGAUAAAUUUAACUCGGGCUCCUCCUCUGCGCUUACACCCAGAUGGAGGCACAGUGCUGGAGACAAUCCCAUCACUUUGUUGAUUAGUCCCACUGGAAAGUCAAAGUUUCCAACCUCAGUGGGGCCCUCGGCUCGGCCAAACCAUCCCCCAGGGACUGUCCUGACGACAGCCCCGGCAAGCCUUGCUCCACCACCCUGUGCAGGCAGACUGUCUGGCUUAGAGUGCUGCCUCGGCCACUUCCCCGCUCCAUAGCAUGCCGGCCUUUAAGGAAGGGUGAGGCGGAGCCGGGCUGAGGGGAAGGGGCAGUUACACGGUUGAACGAGCGGAGGGUCUUCUGGGUAGCAGCCUCUGUGCCAGGUGCUUUGCAUGCACCAGCUCCUUACCCCUUCCCAGCAGUGCUGCAAGACAUGCCACUAUCGCUUUGUUUCACACUUGUGCUUUGCCAAAAGGCCCAGGAGUGAUCUAUUCUUUACCAUAGGAGGAGACCGAGGCAUGGCGAGGUUGCGUCACGCCCUAAGUGGACAGAGGUUGUCAGUGGAGAAGCCAUCUCCUCCUGUAGACAGCCUUUUUGCUCUACAUGGCUUCCUGCGACACAGUGCUGAGGGGUCUCCCUGUGCCUGCCUCCUGCCCUCCACUCUACCUUCCCUUCCGUUCCUGGGGCAGUCUUCUGAGAAUGCUCACCCCUCCCCCUGCUGCGCCCCUGCUCAGUGUUCAGAAUGAAAGAGAGAGCUCUUGGUGGGGGGGGGUGGUCCUGAGUUGGCCCCUCCUCCCUUCCUCACUGCAUGCACCGCUCCCUGUCUGUGAUCCAGCUCCAUGCCACAAGCUUUGGGCUGGGGGAUGACACCUUGCUUUCCUGGGGCUCCAUGCCUGUGGCAGUAUCCCACUCCCUCUUCUGUGCUUUGGCGCUUCCACAGCAUGAGGGCGUGGAUUCCAGUUUCCCACUAAUUCAUCUGGUUCCCCCCCCCCCGCCGCCCCCUUCAACAGGGAGCUGCUUGAGGGCAGGGGACGCUUCCUUAGUCAUCUCCAUCUUCUGCAGGGCAUGGCAGGAGCACUUGCUCACAUCCGUGUUUGUUGAAUGACUGACUGACGGCAUGAAUGGGGUGAAAGAGGGAAGGAAAAGUCCUCCCUUGGAAAGUUUAGUGACAUGAGCUGUAUGGUAUCUGGUUCUUGGCCGAAGCUGCUGCAGUUUUUCCCUAUGACUACAGUGCUGUAAAAAAUGUCUGCACGUGGAGAAAGACUGGAAGAGAACUUUCCACACAAAAUUAAGAGUUGUGUUAGAGUGGUGAGUUGAUGGAUGCUUUUUUUCCCCCUGUUUGCAAAAUGUUCUUUCGUGCUGCUUUCCGAAUGUUUUGGCAACGUAGCAGACGCUGUGGAAGUGCAAUGUGGGGCUCCCUGGGAGGAAUCGACAGCCAGUGUGUAUUGAUGCCCAGUGUACCCUGCUGGGUUCUGGGUGCUGUGGGCACAGGGAUGGGCAGAGGCGGGUCCUUCUGACUCAGGUUCACACGGCCAGGCAUCUGGCCAAUUUGGUUAGAUUUGCUGGAAUAAAAUGAGAACUUUCAAGAAUUUUCCAAACUCCUGGAUUGAGGUGUUUUUUUUUUUUUCUCUCUCUCUCUCUCCUAAAGCUGGGCAGCAAACAAAGAUGGCUUUUGUUUGCAGUAAAAUACUCCUUCCUUCCAUUUCGUCCUGUACAGUGACUUCUGCUGCGUGGGGGAAGGGGCGAGAGGCAGUCAGGUUUGCUGAGUGGGGAAACUGAUCGCCUGGGCUUGGUUGGUUCCACAGUGACCAAAAAAUGUUUCCGUUCUCUGGCUCCAGAAUCCAAUGUUUAGGAAUUACAUUGGCAAAACGCUGAAAUUGUUCUUUUACUGUGGCAGAAUUGCCAAAACUAUACCUUGUGUGAUAACUUAGCCCAGAAGAAGCCGGGGUGGGGGGGAGGGGGAAGCAGCAGUGCUCUCCAAGGUUCAGAGGAUGACUCUUCUGUUGGAGAUGCUGAAAUUGACGUUUCGAAAGGGUCACUUCCAGUCAUGAGCGUGGGAUUCAAAUCCAAGUUCAGCUGGCUCCUCAGGCAAGCUCUAACCACUUGCCAGCCCUGCCUCUAGGCUAGUCUGGCUGUGGUGGGAGAGAGGUUGAUGUGUACUUUAUGUAACAGGUACUUGGUGUUUAGCAUGCAUCAGGCACAGGAUACAUGCUUUGCAAACAUAAGGUCAUUUAAUUCUCGCAGACAACCCUGCGAGGAGGUUCUAGCGUUAAUAGCAGGCAACAGUUGCACAGGAAGGUGGAGGCACAGGAAAGGGUCGGUGAGUUACUCAGCGGCAGGCAGGCUAGCAUAUGGUGGAGCCAGAGUUGUAAUCUGGUGGUUGUGUUCUGGUGUCUACACAGCUCUGGCCAAGAAACGCUGACGACAUGGACCUCGCUUUUGUAAUUUUCUAACGGAUAUGUUGUCUGGGGAGUAUUUGCUAUGUUUUGCUCCCAGGCAUCAUGCGGGCUGGAGAAGAGGGAGGGUCACAUCCAGACCUCUGCCCGUGUCUAGCAAGAGCUGCCUAGAAGCAGGGGUGCCCCGUGAUUUGCUCUUGGCCGUACAGCCCCUGAGUUCGAAUCCUGGCCUGAUGCUUUCCGAGCUGAACCUCCAAAUCAGCAUCCUCGAUAAAGGAGAAGAGAGCUUUCUUCUAGUGCUCUCCUUUAACUUCCGGUGUUCAGUGUUCGGGGCUUCCCCUGUGCCUAGGCGCUGGGGUGGGGAAGUGAAGAAGGAAGGGCUUUUGGCAUGUCACCUCCAUUCAGGCACCAGCGCCUUUGGGAUCACGUCUUUCAAAGGCAAUUUGCUUGAGGUUACCAGGAACACAAAGAGUGCUCUUCCCUAGCCCACUCAUCUACCUAUCCCCCCGCCCCGCCCCCACCGACUCCCAGCACCCUGUCAUAUUCCCCAGAGCCAGGCCUAGACAAUGGCGGCCGCUCAGCGUGGAGGGAGGGGGAGCGAAGAGGCGGUAGGCCCAACCCACCAGCUUGAAAGCUUCAUUUGACAGAGGAGGAGGCACACAUCUGGUUUGGGUUUUCAAUUCAAUUCAACAAUGAUUUAUUGUAGGCCUGCCAGCUGCAGAGGUCCUGGGCUAGACUAGGCAGCGGGAGAUGCGAAGCUAAGUCACACAGUGUCUGUGCCCGGAAAGGAGUUUACUAGGUUGUAGGGUGUGUAGACCUCGACAGGGCACUUUCUGUUUUUCCUGUGAUAAGCCUGCUACUGAGUAGUUUACCUUGUGUGUCUGAUGCCUCUGAGCUUUCCCUACAGAUUCUGUGAUGGGCAGAGGGAAACGCUCAUAACCUCAUUGUGUAUACCAGGAAACUGGACCUCAGAGAGGAAGUGAGUGGCCCAAGGUCACAUAGUUAGGAAGUGACCAAGCCAUGUCGGCAACCUGCAUGCAUCUGGUUCCCGAGUCCCGGCUCAGAACCGGUGCGUUCCCCUGCUUCCCAGAGACAUUGCCGACCCUGUUGGCAGGUAACUCCCCCUGAGCCCUGGAAGCCCAGUCUUGUGCUGAGGGUACUGCAAGAGAUUGUCUCAUGGGCAACUCCCAGCAUCCCACCGAGGCUAGUUGUUGCUAUCCACUUUUCCACAAGAGAUGACUGAGGUCGCCUCUGGGGACCAGUGGAAGUGGGCUUGGAAAGGGGCUUAUUGCAGCCCACCAGCCUAUCACAUGGAGGAGGCAGACCCGGGGUGCCAUAAGGGCUCAGGGGGCAAAAGCAAUGGGUUGUGCCUAGUCAGGCUUCAUGGCACACGUGGCAUUUUGAUGGGCGUUUUGCCAGGUAGAGUGGGGAGACAGCACUCCUCAGUUAGAAGGGGGUGCUAUGAGCAAAGAGAUGACUUGUGGGGCACUUUGAGUGAAAGGUGGCAGAGGGCUCUGGGGGUAGGGGAAUGAGGCUAAGGGAACUGGAUACCCUUGAGGGUUUUCCACAUUUUUGUCAAGUUGAACUUCUUGUUUUCCAAGUAACGAUCAGACGCUCCACCCAAAAAGCUUUUCAAACUGAUACUGUCAUGCAACCCAUGAGCAAAUGUGCACCGGGACUCUCCCUGGUGUCCCUACGGCUGUGCUUUGAGAUCCGUGGGGGGAACCCGAAAGGAUACUUAAUUGCUCCCGGGUGUGGCUGGGGGAGACAAAGCUCCACCGGAAAGAGCAGCAGCCAAGCCCGGACAGUUUGUGAUCAGGGGCCAGAGGAGUUUUCCUGACUGUCAGAUUUCAAGGAACAGGAAGAUGAGGGCGGGUUGGCAGGGGCUGCAGAACAGAGGCUUCUCCUACAGGGUGCCUUUGCACUUUGACGCACAGGGGGCAAGGAAGACAGCCCUUCAGAGACUUGAAGACACUGUGUGACUCUCUCGUGAGUUAAGAGCACUGGCUGAGUCAGACAGACCCGAAUGACAAGCCCAGCUUCGCUCCCUCUCAGCUGUGAGAGCCAAGAUAUUCUUGUUACUUGGGCUUCAACGCUGAUAUCAUCACUUUAGGGGAUCCCUCCACACUGCCCUCUGGUCACAGCAGAUAUGUCAGUACCUUUACAUUCACUGCGAUUCAAUAAUAUGCGGAGGGAAGAAAAUGUUGACCUCCAAAGUGGGGGUAUGAGCUUCUCUAGACUGAUGACAGAGACCAGGGCAGAAGUGCAAAUUCCUCCUUCUCAUGCACAGUUGCCUACAACCUCAAAUUCAGCCUCAGACCCCGGAGGAACAACCACACAACUGAUGGCAUCCCCGGCCUUUGACACCAUAUCUGCAUCUAUGAUGGGAGUGGCAAACUCUGAAGCAGAGUCUCCACCACCCAUACCAGCGUCAGACUCUGGGACACUGUCCCCAUUGCUAAUGCCAGCCUCAGAUUCUGGAAUAUUGUCCCCACUGCUAAUGCCGGCCUCGGACCCUGGGACACUGUCCCCAUUGCUAAUGCCAGCUUCAGAUUCUGGAACAUUGUCCCCGUUGCUGUCCACCUCAGAGUAUGGGUUAAUGUCCCCAGGUAUGAUGACAAUGCCUGACUUUGGAACAAUGUCCACAGCACUACUGGCAGCAACAGAUUCUGCAGAGGAAUCACCAUUGGCAAUGCCAGCUGCGUCCUCUGGAGCGAUGUCUACACCUGCAAUGAGCACUUCAUCCUCCGAGGCCAUGUCUGCACCAUUAAUGCUGGCCCCAGAUCCUGGAGAGCUAUCCCCACUCCUCCUUCCAGAUAUAAACCCUGGAGAGAUGUCCAUACAGCCAAUGCCAGCUUCAGGCUCUGAAGCAAUGUCCCCAUUGCAAAUUACAGAUGAAGACACUGAGGCAAUGUCCAAAGUGCUGAUGACUGCCCUUGUCUCUGGAGAGAUCUCUUCCCUGCUCAUGUCAGGAACAGACAGUGAAGCGAUAUCCUCCCUGAUAAUGUCAGCCCUAGCUUCUGGAGAAACAUCAUCUCAGCCAGUGAGCAACCACGAUGCUGGGGGACUGUCUACCCAGCUCAUGCCAGGCCCAGACUCUGGAAUACUGUCCUCACUGCUAAUGUCAGCUCCAGACUCUGAAGCAAUGUCCUCGCCACUGCUGUCAGUUGCAGAGGGUGAAGAAAUGUCUAUGUUACCAAAGUCAGCCUCAGAUGCUGAAGCAGUGUCCCCGCUGUUGAUGAUGGCCCUAGCCUCUGGAGUGAUACCUAGCCAAAUGAUGCCAGUCCCGGGCUCUGGAGUGAUGUCUCCACAUUUACCACAGCAACCAGACACUGAAAUUGUGUCUACUCUACCAAUGAGCGCAACAGCAUCCGGGGUGAUGGCCAUACCACCAAUGAGAGCACCCGACUCUGCAGUAAUGUCUGCACCACUAAUGAGAACCCCAACAUCCAGAAAUAUGUCUACAUCACCAAAGACUGUCCUAACUUCUGGAACCAUGUCCACCCCACUGAUGACAGUCACAAGCUCUGCGACCAUGACCAUAGAACAAGUGCCAACCACAGCCUCUGGAGUGAUGUCCACACAGUUACCAAUGGCCCAAACUUCUGGAGCAAUUCCCACAGGCUUUAUGAAGGCCACAGCCAAAGGCGCAAAGUCUACACAGAGAAUGAGAGCUCCAACCUCUGGGAUGAUAUCCGCACCACCAAGGAGAGCCUCAGCUUCUGGAGUGAUGUCUGGGCAGCCAGUAACAGCCACAGCCUCUGAAACAAUGUCCAUGCCACAACUGACAGCCCCAGCUUCUGGCUCAAUCUCCACACUGCAAAUGAUAGGUCCUGUUUCUGGAUCAAUGUGCAUGUCACAAAUGAGGACCACAGUCUCAGGCUUGACAUCUACACCACAAAUGAAAGCCAUGGCAUCUGGGGCAAUAUCUACCCCGCUAAUGACAGCCAAAGCCUCAGGAUCAUCAUCCACACUGCUAAUGAGAGCUCCAGCCUCUGGAGCAUUAUCCAAGCCACUGAUGACACCCAAAGCCUCUGGAGCAAUGUUCAUGCAGCAACUGUCAACAGCGGCUUCUGGAGCAAUGUCCACAUCACUACUUGGAGCUCUAUCCCCACCCCAAAUGACAGACACAGCCUCUGGAGGGAUGCCAACACUGCUAAUGGGAGCCACUUCCUCAGAAGUGAUGUCCACAUCACAGAUGACAGGCACAGCCUUGGGGGCGAUGUCCAUGCCAGAAAUGAAAGCUCCAAGCCCUGGAGCAAUGACCACAUCACUAAAGAGGGCCCCAGCCUCUGGAAAGAUGUCAAGUCAGCCAGUAGGCACCCAAGACUCUGGAGGGAUGUCCACAUCACUUGCGAGACCCAUGAGCUCUGGAGGGAUGCCCAUGAGAGCCCCAGCUUCUGUUGUGAUGUCCACAUCAACAGUGAGAGCCCCAUCCUCUGGAGCAAUGUCCACAGUGCUAAUGAGAGCCUCAGACUCUGGAGAGUUGUCUGCACUGCUCACGAGAACUUCAACAUCGGGAGAGAUGUCCCUGGCACCAAUGAGGCCCUCAGUGUCCAGAGACAUAGCUACACCUCUGAGAUCCCCACCUUAUGGAGCAACAUAUGCUCCACAAAUGAUGGCGUCCCUGCCACAAAUGAAGGCUCCAGUCUCUGGAGCAAUGUCUGCACAGCUAAUGAGAUCCACAGCCUCUGGAACUCUGUCUGUGCCUCACAUGACCUCCAUGGCCUCUGGAGGGAUAACUGCACCACCCAUGAGAACCCCAGCCUCCAGAGGGGUGUCCACACCCAAACUGCUACCCAUAGCUUCGGGAGACACAUGCGUGCUCCCAGUGGCCACACCGCUAAGGAGACCCUCAGUUUCUGAAGCUAUGUCCAUGGAAUUAACAAGAGCUUCAGCCUCUGGAAGGAUGUCCACUGCACAGAUGACAGCCAUGGUCUCUGGGGGAGUGUCCCAGCCAUUAAUGAGGGCCACAGCCUCUGGAACAGCAUCCAUGCCUUUGAUGUCAGCCACAGCUUCUGGAGAGAUGUCUAUGUCGCUGAUGAAAACCAUGGCCUCUGGAGCAACAUCCACACCACAGACCAGAGCCCCAAGCUCUAGAUCUUUGUCCUUGCCGCAAACGACAUACAUAGCUUCUGGGGGAAUGGCCACACCACCAAUGACAGCCUUAGAUUCUGGAGAAAUGUCCACAGCUCUUUUGAGAGCCUCAGCUUCUGGAACCAUGUCCACACCACUACUGAGAACCUCUGCUCCUGUAGGGAUGCCCACGCUGCUCUCGAGGGCCCCAACCUCUGGAGCAAUGAGAACACCUCAAACAGCCUUAGGAAUGACGUCCACCUCCAAAACCAAAGCCGCAGACUCUGGAGAGGUCUUUACCCCUCACGUCAAUGUCACAGCCUCUGGAUCAGAGUCCAUGCCACACAUGACUGCCACAGCCCCUGAGGCAACAAAUGCACAACCCAAGGAAGUACCAUCCUUUGGAAUGCUGACUCCAGCACUCUGCUACCUCUUAGAAGAGCAGGAAGCAGCCCGAGGUUCAUGCUCCGAGGAGGAAGAGAUGGAGGUUGAUGAGGAGAAGCAAAUGAAGGGAUUUCUGGAUGAUUCGGAGAAAAUGGCGUUUCUGGUGUCUCUUCAUCUGGGGGCAGCAGAGAGAUGGUCCAUCUUGCAGAUGGAGGUAGGAAACCCCCUCUCAGAUGAGAGCCAAACUUUCCUCAGCAGGUCACAGGGUCUGUAUGACUCCCUAUCUGAGAUAGACAUCCUCAGUGCUGUCCUCUGCCAUCCCAAGCAGGGCCAGAAGUCAGUCAGGCAGUAUGCCACUGACUUCCUGCUGCUGGCCCGGCACUUAUCUUGGUCUGAUGCCAUUCUACGGACCAGGUUUCUGGAAGGCCUCUCGGAAGCUGUUACCACCAAAAUGGGUCGGAUCUUCCUGAAGGUGGCUGGCAGCCUAAAGGAGCUGAUAGACAGGUCUCUGUACACUGAGUGCCAGCUGGCUGAAGAGAAGGAUUCCCCGGGCAACUUGAGCCAGGUUCUGCCGACAGCCUGUAAGCGGAAUAAUGAGGAGGCCAUGGGGAAUGAACUGAGCGCUCAGCAGCAGACUGAAGAGCACCAGCAUGUUUCCAAACGCUGUUACUACCUGAAAGAGCAUGGUGAUCCUCAAGAGGGUCUUCAUGACCACCUUCGCCAGAGCACAGGCCAUCAGAAGGCCCCCACCAACAAGUAAUGCUCCCCGGACUCUUCGAUGAUAUCUGACUUGGCUGCUAACCUGAGGACUGUUUCCUGGACCCAUUUCAUUCAACUGCAUCCUAAGCCUUGUUGCCUUCAUCCACGAGUUCCAACUCCAGGCACAUCCCACCCUGUCUCCCACUUGGUCAACUUGACCUUCUUUACUCACCCACAUGCCUGUGACCUGCCUGGACAGUCAAAGUGUGGACUAUAAGAGCAUAUGGUAUGUGAGGUUCUGAGCACUCAUCACCAUCAAGGCCAUUCCUAGUUCUUGGUCCAGGGAGAAGUCCAGGCAGGAGAAAUCAUGUCCUACCUCAAAAACACUUUAGAGUAUCUUGCCAUGUGUCAUCAGGCAAACUUGAGGGGGCUCUGGCCCCAUUUCACCUGGAAGGACAGUCUAUAAGGUGAAUGAUCUCCAAUCCUAUACCACCCUUUUAACCCAGGGGAUUUGCCCUUACGUCCCACAUUGUAGCACCUAAAAUGGGUCUCUGGGGCCCUUGCCCAAUUUAUUGUCUCCAUCCCAAACCACUUGUUUUGACCCAUAAUAAUAAUGACACUAGUGAUAGUAAUGGCUAACAGUUAUUGAUAAUGUACCAUGUGACAGGUGCUGAACUUCUGAAAGCACCAUCUCACUACAUUCUAUCAGUAAUGCAACUUGUUCUUGUGUUGUCAGCUUCUGACUUCUUGAUCUACUGUUUAUGGCCGUUGUUCUUCAUUGUGGAAUCUUUAGAGCUGAUCUCUGGGUAAGCCCCUCUGUUGCUAAUUGCCUUCUCUUUGGCUGUUGUGCUUCAUGCCAGCACUCUUGACACAGGUCCUGAUCUCUAACCAGGUAUACUUAGUUAGAAGACAAUAUGAGCAGUGUUUGCCUUUGGGUGGUGGGGAUAUGGAUUUUUUUUUUAAAUUUUCUUUUUUCUACUUCUCUGUACUUUCCAGAUUCUCUAAACUAAGCAUGUAUUACAUUUGUUAUCAUAAAAGUAAAUAAAGUUCAU
Molecule: messenger RNA, 10010 nt
Organism: Oryctolagus cuniculus (rabbit)
Lineage: Eukaryota; Metazoa; Chordata; Mammalia; Lagomorpha; Leporidae
Source: RefSeq, a predicted model, not a curated record